AUGCGUUCCUCACUCCUGUCCCUCAAUAUUCUGGCCUUGGCGGUGUCUGCUUAUCCACAACCAAGGGCCGUUUCCGACAGAAAUGAGUUUCGAGCGCCAAGUGCCAACGAUAGUCGUUCGCCUUGCCCUAUGCUGAAUACUCUGGCAAACCACGGCUACGUAGCCCGCGACGGCCGAAACAUAUCGCUCGCGGACUUGCAGAAUGGCUUCGAGGCCGCUAUCAACCUAGAGCCCGCCUUCUCCGUCGGGCCCUUCGAGGUCGGCGUAACUGCCUCGACCACUGGCCGCAACGACACACUGAACCUGCACGACUUGCUGAAACACAACCUCAUUGAGCACGAUGCUAGUCUGAGCCGGAAAGAUGCCUACUUCGGGAAUGCUUUGGACUUUGACCCCGAAGUGUGGGCUGGAACUUCUGCCGUCUGGAGAGACACCAACGCGACUACAAUCUCAAUUGAGGCUGCGGCUAAGGGCAGGCUCGCGAGGAUCGCGAAGGACGAGGUGGAGAACCCCGAGUACAACCUGACCUCGGGCGGAGAGGCUGCAGGUCUCGGUGAGACCGCAUUAUUUGUUGCAGUCAUCGGAGACAAGGUAGAGGGAAACGCGAGGGUGGACUGGGUUGACAUCUUCUUCCGCGAGUCUCGUCUUCCCUUCGCCGAGGGUUGGUCAAGAUCAACGGAGGUCAUCACUUCAGCGGACAUUGUCAACAUGAAGGCCAAGGUUGUAGAGUUUUCUAACUAG
Messenger RNA from Diaporthe amygdali, 741 nucleotides. RefSeq lists its product as uncharacterized. The transcript has 2 exons. The record is from RefSeq and is a predicted model, not a curated record. Gene Ontology annotation, molecular function: peroxidase activity. The coding region runs from base 1 to 741 and encodes 246 amino acids. Lineage: Eukaryota; Fungi; Ascomycota; Sordariomycetes; Diaporthales; Diaporthaceae.